AUGUGGGAAAACUUACAAGCAAGUUCUCUCUACGAUAUCACCGAUCGAUGGACGGUAGUCACUGGUGCAGCUAGCGGCAUCGGUCGCAUGCUGGCGCGAGGUUGCACCGUCAAUGGAGCCAACACAAUUCUCAUUGACAUCAACGAGCAAACUCUUUUAGAAGUUGCGAAUGAGUUGAAAACACUUUCCUCUCAUUCAAGCUCCAAUUCCCCAGAGAUCCUCACGAUUUGCGGCGACCUUUCCUCCGAGAAUGGAGUUAAGUUAGUCGUAGACAAAAUUAAGAACAUGCGAAGCUCGAUCGAUGCAUUGAUUCAUUGCGCCGGUAUUCGAUACAUGAAUGAAAUUACUUACACACCUGGGGAUGGUUUGAGCAACCUUGAAGCUGCAACCUUGUCCGCAUCUUAUCAAGGCUGGGAGCACACAUUUCGAUUAAAUGUACUCGCACCUUAUUACCUGACUGCUGAUCUGAUUGGGCUUCUCGGAGUAGCAGCUUCGAAAGGCGAAGGAAGAGGCUGCGUGAUAGUCUUCAGCAGCCCGGCCAGUGUGCAUAAUCAUCAAUUUGUGCCUUCCUAUCAAACAUCGAAGGCGGCCGUUGAUCACUUAGUGAGAAUAAUGGCGACUGAAUUUGCAGACUUCUACAUUCGCGUGAACGCUAUUUCUCCUGGGAUCGUCCCCUCAGGAAUGACGACUACUGAUGCGAAUUCAAACCUUCACCUGGCAGAGCAGGCUCCAGCAAGAAGAGCAGGGAAUGAGCAGGAUAUGGUUGGUACCACUUUAUGGCUGAUGAGCAAGGCCAGUAGUUUUAUGGAUGGGAAAGUUAUUCGUGCAGAGGGAGGGCGGCUGUUGAUUCUGAAAGGUGUCACAUCUAAUUCCGAUUAA
Molecule: messenger RNA, 879 nt
Organism: Penicillium longicatenatum
Lineage: Eukaryota; Fungi; Ascomycota; Eurotiomycetes; Eurotiales; Aspergillaceae
Product: SDR family NAD(P)-dependent oxidoreductase
Exons: 4
Coding region: 1-879 (292 amino acids)
Source: RefSeq, a predicted model, not a curated record